Messenger RNA from Symbiodinium pilosum, 1887 nucleotides. NCBI's taxonomy places the organism in Eukaryota, Dinophyceae, Suessiales, Symbiodiniaceae. The record is from the annotation of a GenBank genome assembly.
AUGCCGCGAGUGGACACGCAGAUGGACGCUUCCAAGGCCCAGCUGGUGGAGAUCGGUGCCAAGGCCAUCGACUUCAAGGCCCGGUUUCGCUUCCGAAGUGCAGCUUCUGCUGCCAGCGCAGCAGCACAGCUGACGUCGCAGCCUGGCGAAGUCAACGACCGGCUGCGGGCCAUCUCAGAGGAAGCCCAGAAGUUGGAAGACGAGAUGGCCUACACGGCCACCGGGCGGCCCUUCCGCUACCGUAUGCGACUUGUCAACCUGGCAGGUGAUGCUGAGCGUGCGGGCCAGCUGAUGGAGACCCGGAUCCAGAACCUGCAAGAGGCCCUGAGGAUACUCAAAAAUGCUGGCGGAGAGUUUGUGGAUGUCACCGACGUGGAUGGAGAGCCCGGCGAGGGCGAGCAGGGAGACGUUGACGUUGAGGAGGAUGAGUCUACGCCACUUCUGCCAGAAGUCCAAAGUGAUGCUGUCGAAGUGGGGAUGCACGAGCACGGGACACCUCUUCCAGGUCAAGACCAUGGACAACAUCUCCAAGCACCUACGGGGAUGGCGCACGGCCAACCUGAGCAGGUCAUGCAGACAUCGCUGAUGGCCGGCCCUAGCAUGGGCAUGGGCAUGGGCAUGGGCGGGCCAGGCAUGGGUAUGGGGCAAUCGGGGAUGGCUGGGCAUGGACAUUGGCAUGGGUAUGCUGGCGACCCUAUGGAACAGGAAGCCCAACAGAUGGCGGUGGAGGAGCAAAUGGAAGAGGCCGAGACUACGGCGAUGUCGGGGGUGACUGCCACGAAGGCAGACGAAGAGGCCACUGCCAAAGACAUGGAAGAUGCCAUGGAGGACACCACUUGGUCUAUCGAUGUUCUUCCGGUUCCUCAGCCUUCCGACGUGGAACCUCAGGAUCCCGCCCCAGCUGGCGUUCCGCCAUUGCCUGUUGCUGAAACCUCCAGCGGGUGUCAGUGUGAUCCCACAGCAAAGUGCGCUCUCCAGGGCCAGCCAUUCACUUGGUGCAGGGUUGGCAGUGAACAGGAGCCCACAUGUGCGAAGCUAGAUGUGGCUGAUGACCCCACUGGCCGUGAUCAUGCCCUGGGCGUGCAGGGCGUUCCCCCGAUGCCGCUGAAGGAAGAGGAAGGCAGCGGGCAUGGUCAAGGUGGCCAACCUCAGGAGUGGGACCAGCAUGGUGAGGACCUCGGGCGAAGCCUUGACCAUAGUGGUGGGUACGAUCAGGGCUUCGGCGGCUAUGGUGCACCAGGCAUGACCACAUAUGACCCUCAUACAGGAGCCCAUUACGAUCAGCCAGGCUACGAUCAGCCAACAGAGCCAACUGAGGGUGAACACGGUGAAUCGGAAAAGGACACGGUGCCAGAACAAGAAUUGACCUCUCACUUGGGAUGCGAGUGUGCGCCACGCCCUGAUGUACUGCAGCGGUACAUGGACGACCCACUUUUCCACAACCUGGAGACCGGCGAAAUUGAUAUCGAGAAGAUCCCGUUCAAAGAUCGAAUAGCUGUCGAGGCCAUGCAGAACUAUAUGGAGAAUGGAGAGGACCUUUGUCAGCAGACUCCUCACAGUGGCGAAUUCCUCGUGUGUCCGGUUGCCAAAGGCUGUGCUGGUAGCAAUGUUUCUGGCCCAGGCGGAGCCCUGCCCAGUGGCUGGUUUGCUGGGGUCAGCGGCAAGAGCUGGGACUUCUGCGCGCCGGCAGCACAAGCAGGCGAACCCGAGGCGGAGGAAGUCGAGCAAGGUCCCUACGAUGAGACUGGCUAUGACCAGUUUGGUGGGUAUGACCAGACCGCGAUGCAGUACCAGAGCAUCCCGGAAGAUGCGAUCCUUCUGCUCUUGGUAGCAGUGGGCCGGAUGCGGAAAUCCAGGAAGAGUGCCAAAGUGAGCUCUUUCUUGUGA